AUGUUUGCUAGAGGCUUUGAGUGUGCCAGUAUCAAUAGGAUCUAUGGCUUUUACGAUGAAUGCAAAAGAAGAUACAACAUUAAGCUGUGGAAAACGUUCACAGACUGUUUUAACUGCUUACCGAUAGCAGCCAUCGUGGAUGAGAAGAAAUUCUGCUGUCAUGGAGGUUUAUCACCAGAUCUUCAAUCUAUGGAGCAGAUUCGGCGAAUUAUGAGACCAACUGAUGUACCAGAUCAAGGUCUUCUUUGUGAUCUUUUGUGGUCUGACCCCGAUAAAGAUGUCUUAGGCUGGGGUGAAAAUGACAGAGGAGUGUCCUUCACAUUUGGUGCAGAAGUGGUUGCAAAAUUUCUCCAUAAGCAUGAUUUGGAUCUUAUAUGUAGAGCCCAUCAGGUGGUUGAAGAUGGGUAUGAGUUUUUUGCAAAGAGGCAGUUAGUCACUCUGUUUUCUGCACCCAACUACUGCGGCGAGUUUGACAAUGCAGGUGCCAUGAUGAGUGUGGAUGAGAUCCUCAUGUGCUCCUUCCAGAGUUUAAAGCCUGCAGAGAAAAAGAAGCCCAACGCCACGAGACCCGUCACACCGCCAAGGGGUAUGAUCACAAAGCAAGCAAAGAAAUAGAUGUCACUGACACUGCCUAGCUGGGACUUGUAACAUAGCGUACAUAACCCUCCUUUUUAAACUGUAAUGUGCUGGUCAGCCUGCCCAGGGGACCUGCUGGGCCUCCUCCAUUUUGGUUACCGCUGGCACUUGCUGGUUAUAGCAGCGAGUGAGAGGUACUUCAUUCUCAAGAAAGCCUUUUGUUUUUAACCUGUUCC
Peromyscus californicus insignis is the source of this 812-nucleotide messenger RNA. RefSeq names its product serine/threonine-protein phosphatase PP1-gamma catalytic subunit-like. Gene Ontology annotation, molecular function: protein serine/threonine phosphatase activity. Bases 1 to 615 code for a protein of 204 amino acids. NCBI's taxonomy places the organism in Eukaryota, Metazoa, Chordata, Mammalia, Rodentia, Cricetidae. The record is from RefSeq and is a predicted model, not a curated record. Gene Ontology annotation, cellular component: cytoplasm; nucleus. The transcript has 2 exons.